Cucumis sativus (cucumber) is the source of this 1569-nucleotide messenger RNA. RefSeq names its product MTOR-associated protein MEAK7. NCBI's taxonomy places the organism in Eukaryota, Viridiplantae, Streptophyta, Magnoliopsida, Cucurbitales, Cucurbitaceae. Bases 155 to 1414 code for a protein of 419 amino acids. The record is from RefSeq and is a predicted model, not a curated record. The transcript has 8 exons.
AAUCAAAGUGACUAAUAAUAGCACAUUUGUCCCAGAGCUUCUCGAGUCAAAGUUCCAUUUUUUUUUUUUUUUAAUGCUUUUCCCCAAAUUUUCCGGUUGAAGGCCGAUCAAGGAAAAUAAUCAAACAAAGGCAUCAAUCUCUGAUUCUGUGUAAAUGGGCAACUCUCAAUCGCCUCGAUCAAGUUCUCGCUUCACAACAGCUUCCAGAGCUUUUACCCAGAAGGAGCUGGAAGAUCUCGAAUCACUGUUCCUAUCCCUUGCUGCUCAAUCAAAUAGUGAUGGCAAAUUCGUAUCCCCCUCUGUUUUCAAGUCAUAUUUUGGUCUUCGUGGUCCUCUUGGAGAAAGAUUGUUCGAUUUAGUGACUCAGAACCGCAAGGACAAGAAACUUACUUACGAAGACCUCGUUAUAGCUAAAGGUACCUAUGAGAAAGGAACAAAUGAAGACAUUGAAGAGUUCAUUUAUCAGUUACUAGGUGUGUCAGAUGAUGGUGUCCUUGGAAGGUCUGAUCUGGAAUCGGUUCUAAUAGCAAUUUUCAAUUCUGUAUUCCCCUCAACAAAUAAUGAACCUGGAUUGGAUUCACAUCAGGAUGCCAUACAAAUAUUUGUUCGUGCAGCGACUUUCUCAGAGAAUGAUGAACAAUUUACUUAUGAAAAUUUCAAAAACUGGUGUUCGUUGCUUCCAUCUGUCAGGAAGUUUCUUGGAAGUUUACUAAUGCCACCUGAUAUAGGGAGACAUGGUUGCCAAGUUCCAAACCUGGUUUAUGGGGAAAAUGUAGACUCUAAUCUUGUGUUGUUGAAGAAGGAACAUGCUUGGCAUUUAGGAGGAGCUCUUCCUCAGCAUGAGCUGGAGGAGUGGAGACUACUUUACCAUAGUGCAGUAAAUGGUCUGAGUUUCACUACAUUUUUGGGCAACAUAACAAACGAUGGAGGACCAACGAUGCUGAUAGUGAAGGAUAAAGAAGGUUAUAUAUAUGGAGGCUAUGCUUCUCAGGCAUGGGAGAGGCAUGGUGAUUUCUAUGGAGAUCUUAAAUCAUUCCUAUUUCAGCUGUAUCCAAAGGCAGCCAUAUUCAAACCAACUGGAGCAAACAAUCACAUACAAUGGUGUGCGGUAAAUUUCAGUUCGGAUAGCAUCCCAAACGGCAUAGGUUUUGGAGGACGAGUGAACCAUUUUGGGCUAUUUGUGUCGGCAAGCUUCGACCAGGGGGAGACGUUUGAGUGUACAACAUUCGGGAGCCCAUGCCUGUCAAAGACGAACCGAGUAGAGCUGGAAGUGAUAGAGUGCUGGGGAGUAGGACAGCAGGAAAAGCAGUGUGGGAGUAAAGAGAAUAAUGGAGUGACGGGCAGUGUGUUGGAGAGGUUCAAAGAGGACCGUCAUAUGCUCAACAUGGUUGGCCUCGCCAAUUCAAGUGAUUGAUCAAACUGUAUGGACCCUAAUCCAUUUUGAUUUUGGUAUGGAGUAGUAUAUAAACUCAUGCAUCUUCCAGAUUUUUAGUUUUUGAGUUAUACAUGGAUAUUAUUCUGUUAUUACCAAAUUAAUUUAUAUAAUAUAUAUAUAAAUUCUUUUUAACU